Aspergillus calidoustus is the source of this 2076-nucleotide messenger RNA. The record is from the annotation of a GenBank genome assembly. NCBI's taxonomy places the organism in Eukaryota, Fungi, Ascomycota, Eurotiomycetes, Eurotiales, Aspergillaceae.
AUGGUCGCCCUGCGACGCCUUUUCCAUGCGGAGAAGGCUCCGUCGACCCCGGUUUCAGGUAAUCGAGAGCUCUCUAGUACUACACAGAGUCCACCACGGCGCACUCCGAAUUCAAGAAACUCCCCCGCGUUGAGUGAGAAUGAACACUUCCAGAACAUUGAAAGGCAGUUCGAGGUGAUGCACGAUCAGCUAAGGACACGACCAAUGUCUCCUGCCUCGCAUGCUCCGCCUUCCCGUGCUUCGAGCCGUCGCACGACCAAGAACCCACGCCAUGUUGACCUCCUUGAUGCAUUGUUCUCGUCUCAUCGCUACCAGAUGCAGUCUGCGGCCGUGAUGUCUCCAAUAACUCCCUACAAUGAGGACGUCGCGGAACGCAACAUGGCGCCGUUUCUUCGAGCACGCGGUGGACAGAGCAGGAAUGCCUACAGUCGCAUCAUCUCAGCUCUGUACCAGGAGGAUGUUGCAGACCGGAACAUCGCUCAGAACCGAAGAAGGAGCCGGUCCCUUUCUCGGAGUCCUUCUCCAUCUCGUCUUGACACCAGCCAUUCUUACCAAUUAGAGUAUCAACGGCAUGGCGGUGAUGUAAAAGCCCGUCCACGUGCGAGGACCAAAGACAGCCAGCUUGUGAACUCGAUUUCGCAGGAAGCACUCUAUUCUGUACCAAAAUCCUUUCGGGAUCAGGUGGUCGCUGACUCGACUGAUUCAACACCUUCUACGCCCGGCUUGCUGCGAACGCAGAGAUCGGCCCCAACGGUGUUAUCAGAGCAGUCUUCUACGUCGCGCGGAGGUUCCUCACGUACUGACACCCAUCUGGGUGUCCCUCCUGCUUACAAACAAGGAGAGUCUUGGAGCAAUACUCCCCUACCCGACAGCCCAACGUUACCAACGAUCACAUCCGUCCAGCGUAGACCGAAUGACAGUCGGAGGCAGCAAGAUUCACGAGAAACAUCGACCCCAAGCCCCCGUUUGCCGAGCAUGUCAGAAGUGCCAAAACGACCAAAAUACGAACGGAAGGCCUCUUCAAAAAAGAAUGUCUUGGACCUUUCCAUCAAUACCGAAUUGGCUGCUCGGGGAAGGCCGAAGAAAAUUGUUCACCGUGCCAUCCAACCCCCAACCCCAAGCAGCCACGAAAUGAAACAGAACCCUAGUAUCGCAGAGGUCAUGAAUAGUCCUCUACCGGUCGCAACACCGACACCAAUACCGUCUCCGCUUCCAAGCUCGAAUCAGAAAGUCGCCGAGAUUAUGGAUAUGUUCCGCAAAGCAUAUGCCUCCAGCCAGGCCAUAUCACCGCAUCCGACCUUUGAAACUCUUCAAGACGCGAUUAUCCGCGAAAUAAACUCACACGAGGCUUUCCAGCGAGUCCCUGUUCCUGAGCCAGGUCCCCCGUUUACACCAUCUCCUUUUCAACACUCGUUUGAAAAGGGCCCAAGAGCACGACGAACAUCUGGUUCCAUUUCUCUGAAGGAUGGGCAAUUGUCGAAGCUUAUUCGCAAGGGCUCAUUUAAGAGACACAGACGAGACUCGGAAGCCCGAAAGAGUAUAUCGACGAGUAUUCCCGCCAACAUCUCACUCAAUGCCCCCAACCGACGACGGCAUACAGACGCUCCACUUCCUUCUCCUGGGUUCUUUGAAACGAUGGAGCAACCGCCAAGCCCGCCCAAAGAGCAACUGACAUAUAUGGAUCUCAUCUUGCGCUCCGAGAAGUCCAAUGACACCAAACGGAGCAAAAAUACCUCGAAGAGCAACGGAAGCCGCCCCAGCUCGACGGCCGCACCUUCGGUCCUUCAUAUGCGCGCCCAGACUUCGCCGUCUGCCGACGACAGCCCAAACAGCUUUUCAACGAACGAUAGUGACUCAGAAAUUAUCCAUCUUCCCAGCAUUCCUAGCAUUCCUCGGGUUCAGAUCCAUGGUGUUGACGAAAAUAAUGUGACCUAUGUCGCUGAGAACACAUCACCGCGAAAUGCAUACCGGCUGAUGAACUGGCCCAGAAAGUCAAGCCACGGCCAAAAUUUGCGGAAUUCAUUCACUAGGAAUGAGCAUCAGAGUCCAAGCGGCCGGUCAGUCGAAUCUUAUUGA